AGGAAUACCGUUAUAUUCAAAUACGAAUGCGCAGAAGAUCAUGAAAAGUUCAGAAAUGAUAUAAAAAAUUUUUUCAUUUUCAUAGAUGUUCUUUUAUCAUUAUUAUUAUUAUUAUUAUUAUUAUUAUAAUUUUAUUAAAAGUUAUAACUUCUAACUCGUUAAUUAAUUCGACAAAAGCAUCUAAUCUAAUUUAUUUUUAUAAGUGUUAAGAAAAAAGUUAUACUAUACUCUUUCUAUUAAAAUUUAAAUCUAUUAGAUGUCUACCUGUUUGAUCAUUCUUAGAAUGAUCUAUUACGCGUUCGAUAACCUUGAACCUUCAAUAUGCCUGUUUCCGAAGGUGACUGCCCGCGAAUUACGUGUAGAUUUGCAUGAUCGACCUUGAACUAUGACUGAAAAUUGGAGAACAAUUUUUGUAACUGGAGGUGCUGGUUAUAUUGGUAGUCAUUGUAUUGUAGAACUUUUAGAAUGUGGAUAUGAUGUAGUAGCUAUAGACAAUUUUGCAAAUAGUGUUGUAGAAGGUAAAGGAGAAUCUGCAGCUCUUAAAAGAGUUGAAAAAAUAACUGGAAAGAAUGUUAUAUUUUAUAAUUGUGAUCUAAUUGAUAAAAACAACCUUGAAGAAGUAUUUAAUAAGCAUAAAAUAGAUUGUGUCAUUCAUUUCGCGGCUAUAAAAGCAGUGGGAGAAUCUAUGCAAGUUCCACUUCAUUAUUAUAAAAAUAAUAUUAUUGGUGCCAUUAAUUUACUAGAGGUAAUGAAAGCUGCUGGUUGCUUUCAAUUAGUUUUUAGUAGUUCUUGUACAGUAUAUGGAGAACCAAAUGAAUUACCAAUAACUGAAGAACAUCCUACAGGAAAUAUAACAAAUGUAUAUGGUCGUACUAAGUAUUUUAUCGAAGAGAUGCUUAAAGAUAUAUCAAGAGCUGAAAAGAAUUGGAAUAUAAUCUCUUUAAGAUACUUCAACCCAGUAGGUGCUCAUUCUAGUGGAUUAAUAGGAGAAGAUCCAACAAAACCAUUUACUAAUUUAAUGCCAUAUAUUGCACAAGUCGCAUUAAGUCAUAAACCUGAACUCAUUAUCUUUGGUGGUGAUUAUCCUACAAAGGAUGGAACAGGAAUUCGAGAUUAUAUUCAUGUCAUGGAUUUGGCAUCUGGUCAUGUAGCUGCUUUAAAUGCUUUACAUAAACAACAUGUUAAACUAAAAAUUUAUAAUUUAGGUACUGGACAAGGAGUAUCUGUCCUUGAAUUAAUAAAAACGUUUGAAAAAGUGACAGGUGCAACUGUUCCAUAUGUUAUAAAAGAUAGAAGAGAAGGUGAUAUUGUCUCUAUGUUUGCUAAUACAGAUUUAGCAGAGAAAGAGCUUGGAUGGAAAACUAAAUACAAUGUUGAACGAAUGUGUGAAGAUUUUUGGAGGUGGCAAACAAUGAAUCCGUAUGGGUAUCGGACGCCAAUAAAAAACGGCAUUCAUCCUCAUGUAAAUAAUACUACAUAAACUUAUGGCUAUACACCAUCUUUCGCCGUAGCGUAUGUAACUUCAACAAUAGGUAUGGAGAAAAAAUGUGCGAUAAGGAAACACUGUCCUCAUUAUCGCAUUAAUGUAUAAGCUUGUUAGGUUAUAGCCCUUUCACGCGUAGCCUAAUAAUCGAAUUAAUGUGUAACAGAAAUUUUUGUAUGUAUUAAAAAUAAUAGUAUAUCUGACAAAAGCAAGAAAAACUAUAUAUCAGAUCAUACAUCUCUAAAGAUAAAAUAAUUGAAAAGUGUUUGUCAUUUGUACAAACUUUAUAUCGUUUGUUUCUAAUUAAAUUUAUAUAAAUAGCUAAGGCGUAUUUAACGAGUCAUUAGUUCUAUAUUACUUCCUAUGGAAAUGAAAAAAAAAAAGAUAUAACAUAUAUAUAAAAGAUAAUAACAAUAAUAGUAGAAAGAAAAUCACUGAUGUAUAU
This is a messenger RNA of Vespula pensylvanica (western yellowjacket), 1928 nucleotides long. Its product is annotated as UDP-glucose 4-epimerase-like. The coding region runs from base 386 to 1480 and encodes 364 amino acids. Lineage: Eukaryota; Metazoa; Arthropoda; Insecta; Hymenoptera; Vespidae. Gene Ontology annotation, molecular function: UDP-glucose 4-epimerase activity. Gene Ontology annotation, cellular component: cytosol. The transcript has 7 exons. Gene Ontology annotation, biological process: beta-D-galactose catabolic process via UDP-galactose, Leloir pathway. The record is from RefSeq and is a predicted model, not a curated record.